CACACCUUCACGGAUUCGAUUUUCUUUUUUGUUUCUUUCCUUUGGGUAUGGGGCGGGGGCGGGUUUUUUACGGGUCGGUGUUUGAACUUUCAUUUUUUGGCUUCUGUGGGUGUCUUGGUUUCGAUUUGCAUUAUUAUACAUUUUUGUGGCGCCGGUUUGUGAUUUUUCUGGCGCGAGUUGUGACUUUCUACUUGGUGGGGUGGGGGGUGGGUGUGUGUAUGUACUAUGCGGUGAAGGUGUGGAGUGGAGUGGAAUCCUGUAUUUGCCAUGUACUUAUUAUCUUGUGCCGCGAGCCAGAGCCCUUCCGUGUGAGGUACACAUGGAGGGGGACACUUGACGAUUUGUAAGAGUCGAUAGAGAAAAGGCGGCGGGACGGAAUGGAAACAUAUGUCAACAACAA
Messenger RNA from Tricharina praecox, 400 nucleotides. RefSeq lists its product as uncharacterized. NCBI's taxonomy places the organism in Eukaryota, Fungi, Ascomycota, Pezizomycetes, Pezizales, Pyronemataceae. The record is from RefSeq and is a predicted model, not a curated record. Bases 48 to 347 code for a protein of 99 amino acids. The transcript has a single exon.